AUCAUCAAAAAAUAAGUGCAUUAAAAAAUUUGGGUGAAUCUUGCAAGUUUUCUGUGAAAAUCAAGAUCCUGAAUAAGAGGAUUGAAAUACUGAGAGCAGAUUUCAAAGAACUGGCUAUGCAUAUAGAGUGAUAACGGGAAACAAGAACACUGUACCAAAAGUCUUGUUAAAGUUGAGAUGGAGGUGGAUGCAGACGAGAAGCGCCAUCGCACACGCUCCAAAGGUGUUCGAGUUCCCGUGGAACCAGCCAUACAAGAGCUGUUCAGCUGUCCCACGCCUGGCUGUGAUGGCAGUGGUCAUGUUAGUGGCAAAUAUGCAAGGCACAGAAGUGUUUAUGGCUGUCCUUUGGCAAAAAAACGAAAAACGCAAGAUAAGCAACCCCAAGAACCAGCUCCCAAAAGAAAACCUUUUGUGGUUAAAGCAGACAACUCUUCAGUAGAUGAGUGUUAUGAAACUGAUGGAACAGAGGAGAUGGAUGAAAAGGAAGAAGAAGAGGAAGAAGAGGAUGAAGAAGAGGAGGAAUAUUCUGAUGACAAUGAUGAUCAAGGUGAUGAGGAGGAGGAGGAUGAGGAGAUAGAUCGAGAAGAAGAAGAGGAGAUUGAAGAGGAAGAAGAGGAGGACGAAGAGGAAGGUGAAGAUGUGGAGGAUGAAGAGGAGGAGGAGGAAGAGGAGGAGGAGGAAGAGGAGGAGGAGGAAGAACGUGAAGACCAUCAAAUGAAUUGUCACAAUACUCGAAUAAUGCAAGACACAGAAAAAGACGAUAACAAUAAUGAUGAGUAUGAUAAUUACGAUGAACUGGUGGCCAAGUCAUUGUUAAAUCUUGGCAAAAUUGCUGAGGAUGCAGCAUACAGAGCCAGGACAGAAUCAGAAAUGAACAGCAAUACAUCUAAUAGUCUGGAAGAUGAUAGUGACAAAAAUGAAAAUAUUGGUCGGAAAAGUGAGCUGAGUUUAGACUUAGACAGUGAUGUUGUUAGGGAAACAGUGGACUCCCUUAAAUUACUAGCACAAGGACACGGUGUAGUGCUAUCAGAAAACAUUAAUGAUAGAAAUUAUGCAGACAAUACUUCACAGCAAGAUAAUAGGAAUAUGAACUUUGUAAUGUUAGGGAAGCCUGUGAACAAUGGACUUACGGAAAAAAUGGUGGAGGAGAGUGAUGAAGAGGUGUGUCUCAGCAGUUUGGAGUGCUUAAGGAACCAGUGUUUUGAUCUGGCUAGGAAACUCAGUGAGACAAACCCACAGGAAAGAAAUCAACAGCAAAACAUGAACACUCGUCAGCAUGUCAGGCAAGAAGAUGACUUCCAAGGAAGAACACCAGACCGGAAUUACUCUGAUAUGAUGAACCUAAUGAGGCUUGAAGAACAGUUGAGCCCCAGAUCUAGGACUUUUUCUAGCUGUGCAAAGGAGGAUGGUUGUCACGAAAGAGACGAUGAUACCACCUCUGUUACUUCAGAUAGGUCUGAAGAAGUGUUUGAUAUGACAAAAGGUAACUUAACCCUGCUUGAGAAAGCAAUUGCUUUGGAAACUGAGAGAGCAAAAGCCAUGAGAGAAAAAAUGGCAGUGGAAGCUGGAAGGAGGGAUAAUAUGAGAUCAUUUGAGGAACAAUCUCCAAGACAACUUUCUGGGGAUGACAGGAAGCCUAAACCCAGUGACGGCCAUGUCAAAAAGCCAUAUUAUGGUAAAGAUCCCUCAAGAACAGAAAAGAAAGAGAGCAAAUGUCCUACCCCUGGGUGUGAUGGAACUGGCCAUGUAACGGGGCUUUACCCCCAUCACCGCAGUUUGUCAGGAUGCCCACACAAAGAUAGGGUCCCUCCAGAAAUUCUUGCCAUGCAUGAAAAUGUUCUUAAGUGUCCUACACCAGGCUGCACAGGCCGGGGCCACGUAAAUAGCAACAGGAAUUCCCACCGAAGCCUCUCUGGAUGUCCUAUUGCUGCAGCAGAGAAACUGGCUAAAGCUCAAGAGAAGCAUCAGAACUGUGAUGUGUCAAAAUCAAACCAGGCAUCAGAUCGGGUUUUAAGGCCCAUGUGCUUUGUUAAGCAAUUGGAGAUCCCUCAGUAUGGCUACAGAAACAAUGUCCCCACCACCACACCCCGCUCCAACUUGGCCAAGGAACUAGAGAAAUACUCUAAGACUACGUUUGAAUAUAACAGUUAUGACAACCAUGCCUAUGGCAAGAGAGCCAUAGCUCCCAAGGUGCAAUCCAGGGAUAUAUCCCCCAAAGGAUAUGAUGCUAAACGUUACUGUAAGAAUUCAAGUCCAACCAGCAGCACAACAAGCAGUUAUGCCCCUAGCAGCAGCAGCAAUAUGAGCUGUGGUGGAGGCAGCAGUGCCAGCAGUACCUGCAGCAAGAGCAGCUUUGACUACACUCAUGACAUGGAGGCAGCGCACAUGGCUGCUACUGCUAUUCUGAAUCUCUCCACCCGCUGCAGGGAGAUGCCUCAGAACCUCUCCACUAAGCCUCAGGAUCUCUGUGCAAGGAAUCCUGAUAUGGAAGUCGAUGAAAAUGGGACCUUGGACCUGAGUAUGAACAAGCAGAGGCAGCGAGACGGUUGCUGUACCAUUUUGACACCACUGGAACCAAUGUCCCCACAACGACAAGCUGUGAUGAACAACCGCUGUUACCAACUGAAUGAGGGUGACUGCUGGGACUUACCAGUGGACUACACUAAAAUGAAGCCCAGUAGGAUAGACGAAGAUGAUUCCAAAGAGAUUAAUCCAGAAGAUUUGGAUCCUUUCCAAGAGGCACUUGAAGAGAGAAGGUAUCCUGGUGAAGUAACAAUCCCAAGUCCUAAACCCAAAUACCCUCAAUGCAAAGAGAGCAAAAAGGAUUUAAUAACUUUGUCUGGCUGUCCCUUGGCUGACAAAAGCAUUCGAAGUAUGCUGGCCACAAGCUCACAAGAACUCAAGUGUCCAACUCCUGGGUGUGAUGGCUCCGGACAUAUUACUGGAAAUUAUGCUUCACAUCGAAGUCUUUCAGGCUGUCCACGAGCAAAGAAGAGUGGGAUCAGGAUAGCACAAAGCAAGGAAGACAAAGAAGACCAAGAGCCAAUUAGAUGUCCAGUUCCUGGUUGUGAUGGUCAGGGUCAUAUAACUGGAAAAUAUGCAUCCCAUCGCAGUGCAUCAGGGUGUCCUCUAGCUGCCAAAAGGCAAAAGGAUGGGUACCUAAAUGGCUCACAGUUCUCUUGGAAGUCAGUGAAGACGGAAGGAAUGUCAUGUCCAACCCCAGGAUGCGAUGGCUCAGGACAUGUCAGUGGUAGUUUUCUUACUCAUCGUAGUUUAUCAGGAUGUCCCAGAGCUACUUCAGCAAUGAAGAAGGCAAAGCUGUCUGGAGAACAAAUGCUAACAAUAAAGCAGCGGGCCAGUAAUGGUAUAGAAAAUGAUGAAGAGAUUAAACAGUUAGAUGAAGAAAUCAAAGAACUAAAUGAAUCCAACUCCCAGAUGGAAGCUGACAUGAUUAAACUCAGAACUCAGAUUACCACAAUGGAGAGCAACCUGAAGACGAUAGAAGAGGAGAACAAAGUAAUUGAACAGCAAAAUGAGUCUCUUCUUCAUGAGUUGGCCAAUUUAAGCCAGUCUUUAAUUCAUAGUCUAGCUAAUAUCCAGCUGCCACAUAUGGAACCAAUCAAUGAACAAAAUUUUGAUGCUUACGUGACCACUUUGACGGACAUGUAUACAAAUCAAGAUCGUUAUCAGAGUCCAGAAAAUAAAGCCCUACUGGAAAAUAUAAAGCAGGCUGUGAGAGGAAUUCAGGUCUGAACAGCUGCUAUAGUGGUGAAAGUCUUGCUUAAAAAAGGAUGCCUCUUGUUUUUUGCUGCUGUAAUUUACCAGAAAGUGUUAUAUAUUUAUUUCUGUUUGAAACAGUGUUAUGCUUACAAGACUUCAUAAUGAUUUUAUGUCUUGCUUUAAAGAUAGUAACUGCAGAAUAGUUUUUUGAAUACAUUCACAUUUUGUACGUUUUCAUAUAAGCUGACAUAGUGUGAUAUGCCAUGUAAUGUUUAUAGCUGCUAAUGUAUGCACAUUUUUGGGGUAUAUAUAUUUCUGAAGAGGUAAGCUGAUCAAAAUAAAUAGAGUGUAAAUUCUUUUUAAUGCUUUAGUGAUUAAAUGUUUUAGUAUUUUGAACUGAAAUGGACAAAAAAAACAAACAGCUUUGAAUGACAAUGUUGCGGUCUGCAGCCACUUUUUAAACACUAUCAUUUUGCCUCAUGUUGGAGGAUUUUAUGGGAUUUAAGAAAUACAUUUUGUGUGCAUAUUGUUUCAUAGCAAGAAUUGGUUGCAAAAAUGCUUUAUUUUUGAACAAUGCUUGAAAAUAUUAUGUGACUUUUGUUUUUGGAGGAUGGUGUGUGGUGGGGGCAAUAAAAUGAGGUUUUUUGAAUUCCAAGAAAAUGGCAUGGAUUAGAUGUAAGAUACAAAAUGGGUAAUUUAUUGUAAGACAACAUCAAGCCAUGGAAACUUGACAGAAGAUUCAAAGCAGCUUAAACAGCACUUUUUAAUUAACUUCUAAGCAUUACAUGGUAUGAAUAUGGGAACUUCCAUUAUGAAAAGAACUAUAUCAGGGGUGGACAACGUGAAGAUUUCAGCUUUUAUUUUCAAAUAAACUUUGGAGCCAACAUUCUCUUACCUCUGCUGGACUGCUAGUGCCCCUCUGAAUUAUCUGUUAUAGCAAUGUAGUUCAUCUUUCAGAAAUUCUGUAUUCCCAAUUCAAGAUGGAGGACAAUAUUUUAAAAUUAAUAUUGCCUUUUCACAUCUUUAGUUUUGGGAUAAACACAAAUGAUCUGCUUCUGUUGAAGUUACUGAACUGCAUUCUCUGCUCUCUCUAGUAGGAAUGCAGCUCAGUAAAGAUUUUUCCUUUUGUUUGGCCAAGCAUUUGAUCCCAUUUUUAAUAUUUCAACAUUUAUGUUUUGCUUUUAGUUGGAGAACAAUCGUUACUGCAGCAUUCACAUACGCUUUGUAUUUGUUCUACUAUUACCUAUUGCAAAAAUGAAUGCAAUCAAAUUUUUAAUGUAACUAAAUAUAC
Molecule: messenger RNA, 5011 nt
Organism: Numida meleagris (helmeted guineafowl)
Lineage: Eukaryota; Metazoa; Chordata; Aves; Galliformes; Numididae
Gene: MYT1L
Product: myelin transcription factor 1 like
Exons: 21
Coding region: 178-3753 (1191 amino acids)
Biological process (GO): regulation of transcription by RNA polymerase II
Cellular component (GO): nucleus
Molecular function (GO): zinc ion binding; RNA polymerase II cis-regulatory region sequence-specific DNA binding; DNA-binding transcription factor activity, RNA polymerase II-specific
Source: RefSeq, a predicted model, not a curated record